CCGAAAACGCAUAUGGAAUGGACGAAUCAUCUACUCCUAGAGGCAAUGUAGCAAAAGAACGUGUCGCCGGUGCACGAGGUACCAAAACUCAGCACCGACAGGGGGGUGCAAAUUGGGAGAACAUAACAUCGGUAGUCACCAUCUGCGCUGACGGUACAACACUCAGACCAACAGUAAUUUAUAAGGGUCAGAAAUUGUACACGAGGUGGACCAAGGAUAAUGUUGCAAAUGCAACGUACGUGAAGCCUUUUGCUUUUAUUGAUGCCUCAAUUGAUCGAGUUUGAUCCUGCGACGCGCGACAAGGCUGGUGGCAAGAAGUGUGUUCUCUUGAUGGAUGGCCAUAGCU
Messenger RNA from Lentinula edodes (shiitake mushroom), 346 nucleotides. RefSeq lists its product as uncharacterized. The transcript has 2 exons. Bases 18 to 284 code for a protein of 88 amino acids. The record is from RefSeq and is a predicted model, not a curated record. Lineage: Eukaryota; Fungi; Basidiomycota; Agaricomycetes; Agaricales; Omphalotaceae.